Molecule: messenger RNA, 576 nt
Organism: Fibroporia radiculosa
Lineage: Eukaryota; Fungi; Basidiomycota; Agaricomycetes; Polyporales; Fibroporiaceae
Exons: 1
Coding region: 1-576 (191 amino acids)
Biological process (GO): maturation of SSU-rRNA from tricistronic rRNA transcript (SSU-rRNA, 5.8S rRNA, LSU-rRNA)
Cellular component (GO): nucleus
Source: RefSeq, a predicted model, not a curated record
AUGUCUGCUCCUCCCGCACCCUCAUCAAAGUCAGUGCUGUUCGCCCGCGGUAUUAUUUCCCGCCUUUCCAUUUGGCCCGCGCUUCGCAUCGCCGUUGAUCAAAACUGGGGUGGUCCUGAAUCCGCGGAGAAGCGCACAUGGCUCGCGUCUGUCCUCGUUGAUGCAUUCGAACAAGAGAAUCCUGCGCCAGAUGUCCAAUAUGUUGAGCUUACGCUGCUGCAGGUCAUGGAAGACGAGUUCGACACUGUGAUUGAUGAUGAUAGCGCGGAGAGCGUCGCAAAGGAUGUCGUAGCGCUCUGGGAAGACAUCGAGUCUGGACAGUCGGUGCUGGUAAAGAAGUUUGAGGAACUCUCGGAUAAAUUGAAGGGUAAAAAAGUACAGGCUGAGGAGGCUGUGGGAGAUGAGAGUGAUUGGGAGGACGAGAGCUCCGAGGAGGAUGAGGACGCAGGCGAGAAUGAAGACGCUCCACCAAUGCUUUUAGAUCAUCAGCACCCUCCUCGAAAACAAGAGCCCGAAGUAGAUGACGAUGGGUUUACAAUAGUGAAAGGAAAAGGGAAAAGUCACCGAUGUGAGUGA